This is a messenger RNA of Paramisgurnus dabryanus, 2785 nucleotides long. RefSeq names its product solute carrier family 39 member 8 (gene slc39a8). Gene Ontology annotation, cellular component: plasma membrane. The record is from RefSeq and is a predicted model, not a curated record. Lineage: Eukaryota; Metazoa; Chordata; Actinopteri; Cypriniformes; Cobitidae. Gene Ontology annotation, biological process: zinc ion import across plasma membrane; intracellular monoatomic cation homeostasis. Gene Ontology annotation, molecular function: monoatomic cation:bicarbonate symporter activity; zinc ion transmembrane transporter activity.
AAAUGAUGCAGUAUCAGCUCCUCAUAUCAUCACUUAGGCGGGUCUGUUGUAUUAUGAUUAAGGCUUAGAAAUAUUGGUUACUCCCAGGUCAGGGAGAUUGCGAUUCAUCCCUCAAAAGGAAAUGAAAGAAGUGGAUUUUCCAUCUUAACCUGUUGGUUUCGUUAUGCGUUUUAGUGCGCGCGCAUACUUUCUCGGAUAGUCGCGAGGAUAAGUUGCUCGCACCGACACACGGUAACAUGGAGGAAAGUUUUCUGCAAAGUGUUUUGCACUUUUACGAUGAAAAGAACAGCUCACUUUCCACGGAAAACCUGGAAAACUUACUGCACAUCAUUACAAACAGACGCUCGGCAUCUAUCGAUAAUGACGCCAAUCCUCUGAGGAAUGUUGAGUGUUUGUCUUUGCGCGAGCUGCUUUUGGCCUUUGGGUUAGGUAAUGCCUCUACUGUAAGCAUUGAUGAACUGGAGAUGAUGUGUCCAGCUGUUCUCACUCAGGUCCUGCUGCCUGCUUGUCCCUAUACACCUGCUUCAAACCUGACUGUCUCUGACCACAAAAUUUGGGGUUAUGGGUUCCUGGCUGUUACUGUGAUUAACCUUGCUGCUCUGUUAGGGUUAUUUCUGGUGCCUUUCACAAAAAAAUCAUAUUUUCCAAAAGUCCUGACUUACUUCAUUGGACUGGCCAUUGGAACGCUGUUUUCAAAUGCUGUACUGCAGCUGAUCCCCGAGGCUCUUGGAUUAGAUCCCAAAGAUGAUAACUAUGUACUGAAUGCCGUAGGGGUUUUUGGUGGGUUUUACGUAUUGUUCGUGACUGAACGAGUUUUAAAGAUGGCCCUGAAAACUGAUACAGAGCUUGGCCACAGUCAUUUUCCUCCCCUGCAGUCAGCUGAUAUCCCAAUCACCACCUUCAGCAAUGACACUGUUAUAAACAAUAUCAGCAGUGACAUCAUUACAAACAACACUCAUCAUGACAUCAGCUGUAAUGAAAAGUCCGGCUGUCCAAGUGAGAGUUCAGCUAUUGACCAGAAUGCAUGUGUCAUGUGGGCUUGUCGCUGGCUGAGAGCAGACCGAAUGUCUAAAAUAAAGACUGUGGCGUGGAUGAUCACUCUCAGUGAUGCCCUUCAUAACUUCAUAGAUGGUCUGGCCAUUGGAGCGUCUUUCACACUAUCCCUACUCACUGGCUUUAGCACCUCUAUUGCCAUUUUCUGUGAAGAGUUCCCUCAUGAGCUGGGUGAUUUUGUGAUUCUGUUGAACUCUGGAAUGAGUGUGGCCCAGGCUGCGUGUUUUAAUUUGCUGUCAGCUAUGUGCUGUUAUCUUGGUCUUGCGUUAGGGAUCGUGUUGGGCAGAAGUUUUGCCCCAAAUGCAAUCUUUGCUAUCGCUGGUGGAAUGUUCCUCUACAUCUCCCUUGCAGACAUGUUCCCAGAGAUGAACAGUAUCAUGGCAGCACAUAACAGAGGCUAUCGAGGAAAGGUUGUGUUCUUCCUGAUCCAAAAUGCUGGGCUCCUCACUGGAUUCGCUGUAAUUCUGCUUAUUACCAUGUUUGCUGGAGAAAUCAAUCUGGGGUAGAAAGACAUUUGCUUUUAGUGCCAGAAACCAAAAACUUGAGACACUUUUUUAAAGUUUGUAGUACAGACUGUAUUUACUGUUGAAAAAGUUACAAUCAUACAGUCCUGGAGGACAUGAUUUACAUUAAAUUGUAUAAUGGGAUUUUUUCAAACCUUCUGUUGUUAGUGUGUCCUACUGUCUGAUGUGAGUUGGCAACAAUACUCUGCUGUGUUUGGGGAAAUUCCUUAGUGGCAGUGACAGCCUAGCACAGUGAAUGUGAGGAGCUUUGUAGUCUAAAUGCCAGUACUGUAGCCUAGCUCAGGCACCUUUUGAGUAAGACUGUUUUGAUCUUGUUUGCUCGUUUUAACCAUUGCGUAAGUGGGUCUUGUUUACCACAGAUUAUAUUAUUGAUUUGAGGAAAAACACUAUAUGUGAAUUUCAAUCUUGCCGCUACUAUUUGUAGUAUUAAGUUAAAAUAAUAUGGUAUAAUACCACAUACUGUUUAUGAUCUUUUUCAAUGAAUGUCUUAUUUUUAUGUUAGAAAAAUGAAGCUUUACUGAACACCUAAUGCUAAGUCAAGAAUAAUAUUGAAAAUAUGUGAGCCUGCUGUGAAUUCCAGGCUAAAGUCUCGUAAUCUUAUUAUGAGAUUAGGAGCAUCCAAGUUUGAUUUCAGUCAUUGAUUUCAAUCUUUGACAUGAAUUUAUUCAGUCAAUAAUAAAUAUAUCAGGGUUAUUUUUUCACACAAUGUUCUUUACAUUAUAAAGGAUGAUUUUAUGUAGAAAACAGUCAAUCACAGGCAGGAUCACAUAUCUAUAGCAGCAUCGAUGUCCUAUUACAAUGUUGUAUAGUAUAUCACAUCGUGACAUUGUGUAUAAUGGUUAUAGAACCCAGAUGUCUCGCCAAGCUUUUCUCACUGUUACUAUCACAGGUCUCAUUUCACAACAGGUCACAUUCAGUUUAAAGAAAACUUGUUUGAAUCAAAAGGAGUGCAAGGACACUGAUUUGCAGUUGACAGAUUUGGAUGUGAACUUUCAGAACAUAUAGGAUACAUGGGAUAAAGUUAAUCUGAUCACACUUCGCUCUUUAGGACAGCAAUGUGGAGACUGUGUUCUAGGAUUGUGACUGAGAUUUUUUCAUAUGCAUUAAAUCUUUCAUAUAUUUUAUAUAUACUUAUAUAAUGUAUAGUUUCCAAAUGUUACAUUUUGGUUUGUAAUUGAUAUUGCUUGUAGUGGAAUAAUAAAUAUGAU